AUGGCAGCAGUGGGUGAAUGGCACUGUGAGAAAAGAACUUAUGGAAAGAAAGAGUCUUUUGCUGGAGAGAAUGAGAAUGUGCCAGAAACUGGGUUCCUCUCUAUCAUUGUUCUUGGUGCUUCCGGUGAUCUUGCCAAGAAGAAGACUUUUCCUGCUCUUUUUAACCUUUACCGUCAGGGAUUUUUGCAAUCAAAUGAGGUUCACAUAUUUGGUUAUGCAAGGACUAAGAUCUCAGAUGAUGAGCUGAGAGAACGGAUCCGGGGGUAUCUUCCCCAUGGAAAAGAAGGCAUGGAAGACGUGUCAAAUUUUCUGCAGUUGAUCAAAUAUGUGUCUGGCGCUUAUGAUGCUCCCGAAGGGUUCCAAGCCCUAGAUAAGGCAAUAUCCCAGCACGAAGUCUCGAGGAACACUACUGAGGGAACAUCCCGCAGGCUUUUCUACCUUGCACUUCCCCCAUCAGUAUAUCCACAAGUCUGCAAAAUGAUCAAGUAUUAUGCCAUGAAUAAGUCUGAUCUUGGUGGGUGGACUCGUAUUGUUGUUGAGAAGCCAUUCGGCAAGGAUUUGGCUUCAGCAGAGGAACUGAGCUCCCAGAUAGGAGAAUUAUUUGACGAACCGCAGAUUUAUCGUAUAGAUCAUUAUCUGGGGAAAGAAUUGGUGCAGAACUUGUUGGUACUUCGUUUUGCAAAUCGUUUAUUCUUACCUCUCUGGAACCGUGACAACAUUGCGAAUGUACAGAUUGUGUUCAGAGAAGAUUUUGGAACCGAGGGGCGAGGUGGAUAUUUCGAUCAGUAUGGAAUUAUUCGUGAUAUUAUCCAGAAUCACCUACUGCAGGUUCUGUGCCUUGUCGCCAUGGAAAAGCCUGUAUCUUUGAAGCCUGAGCAUAUUCGAGAUGAGAAAGUCAAGGUUCUCCAAUCAGUUGUCCCAAUAAAAAAUGAAGAGGUGGUCUUAGGACAGUAUGAAGGAUACAAGGAUGAUCCUACAGUUCCAGCCAACUCAAAUACUCCUACUUUUGCAACAAUGAUCCUUCGUAUACAUAAUGAAAGAUGGGAAGGUGUUCCCUUUAUACUUAAGGCAGGGAAGGCCUUGAAUUCAAGGAAAGCAGAAAUACGGAUUCAAUUCAAGGAUGUACCCGGUGAUAUCUUUAGAUGUCAAAAGCAGGGAAGGAAUGAAUUUGUGAUCCGCCUGCAACCUUCAGAGGCCAUAUACAUGAAGCUAACAGUCAAACAGCCUGGGCUGGAAAUGUCAACCGCCCAGAGCGAGCUGGACUUGUCAUACAGGCAACGCUACCAAGGGGUUGUGAUUCCCGAGGCUUACGAACGCCUAAUUCUAGACACGAUUAAAGGCGAUCAACAACAUUUUGUCCGUAGGGACGAGUUGAAGGCUGCAUGGGAGAUUUUCACUCCACUUCUGCACCAAAUAGACAAUGGAGAGUUUAAAUCUCUUCCUUACAAGCCCGGUAGCCGGGGCCCGGCCCAAGCGGAUGAGCUGUUAGAAAAGGCAGGCUACGUGCAAACACAUGGCUACAUAUGGAUCCCCCCAACCUUGUGA
Striga hermonthica is the source of this 1545-nucleotide messenger RNA. The record is from the annotation of a GenBank genome assembly. Lineage: Eukaryota; Viridiplantae; Streptophyta; Magnoliopsida; Lamiales; Orobanchaceae.